CGUCUCGAGCGGGCUUAUUACAAUAGUGGAAUUGAGCGGGGGAAAGGAAAGCCUCAGUGAAGCACGCGUUCCUCCCUUUCCGACACAGAAACCGCAAGUUUAGGCUUUUUUUAGUCAGCGAGCCUGGUUCCUUUUUUGUUCUCGCUAUAGAGCGUCCGUCGCGGCUUGUACUAGUACCGGAGCCGUAUCGCCAUCUAGUAGCGCACGCGUUUGAAAUGCCAGGCAUGCAUAGAACGCCGUCUUUACUUAUGCUGGUGAAAUAAAACACUUCCCGCACACUGCAUUCUGCGUAGUUACGAUAUAUGUAUUUUCCACCUCCGCGUUUAACGUUCUAUUUCCCGCAUAGCCUGGCUGUCUCGCUGCGCGAUAUCAUCGGCGCGGAGGAGCAUCGCAAUGCGACCGCGGAUCGCGAGAAGCGCGAUAGGGAUAUCGGAGGGGCAGGCGCGGGGAGGCGUGUCGUUGUAACGUCUGUAACAACUCACGUAACACCUGAGAACAAGCUCGCCUGCAGCAGCGGCGGGGCACGGGCGGACACAACGCGCGCGGAAACAACGCGCGCAAGCAAGCGGAGUUAGGGUAGGCGGAGUACCAUCAGCAGGGGAAGCUGCGGGGGGAAGUCCUCUGCCCAUGGGGGCGGGAAGGGGAGCUGGCGGAGCGUCCGCGGGAGCUCCCGCAGCAGCAGUAGGCGCAAGUCCCGCAGCUGCGAGAGCAGGCGCAGGCGCGUCCCCCCCCGUAGGAAACGGUAGCUCUGCGGCGGGUCCGAGCCCCAGCGGCGGCGGUGGGGGUGGCGGUGGUGGGAGCGCACGCGACGGGUCGCGUGGGUCGCAUGGAUCGUCGCAUUCGCAGGGCUCAACGUCGCAGAGCAAGUGGCAGGACCAGCUUUCGCGAAUGACGAACAUGAUUUUCGUCGCGAGCCAGGGCGACGUGGACGAGCUGACGCGGCUCUUAGACGAAGGCGCGGAUGUCAAUAGCGCGGAUUACGACGGGCGGUCCGCGAUCCACCUCGCCGCCUGCGAGGGGCACCUGGGGCGUACUUCAACUGCUCCUGGCGCGCGGCGCGAGAGUUAAUCCCCGCGACAGAUGGGGGCACACGCCGCUGACAGAUGCGCGCAAGGCCAUGCGGGAGGGGAAGAAGGGGCAGUUCCAGGAGAUCAUCCAAGUGCUAAUAAAGCACGGCGGCAUAGAGGGGGGUGCGGAGGCGGACGACUGGGAAAUAGAUCCGUGCGAGCUGGAUUUCAGCAAGUCGAAACUCAUUGGCAAGGGAGCAUUCGGGGAGAUAAGGCGGGUCAUGUGGCGAGGAACUCCUGUGGCUGCCAAGACCAUCCUGCCGGGUCUGUCAGACGAUGUUCAAAUCACGAAGGAGUUCCGGGACGAGAUGUUUCUGCUGCCCAAGCUGCGGCAUCCCAACAUCGUGCAGUUCCUGGGCUGUGUCACCCGCCGCCCUCCCCUCUGCCUCGUCACCGAGUAUCUCCCAGGGGGCGACCUUCACGACGUGCUCAAGUCCAAGGGCGCUUUGCCCCCCAGAAUAGCGGUUGGCUACGGGCUUGAUAUUGCCAGGGGAAUGAACUACCUUCACAACCAUAAGCCGGAGUCUAUUAUCCACAGAGACCUCAAGCCAAGAAAUCUGAUUCGCGACGAGGGGGACCAUCUCAAGGUGGCGGAUUUCGGAUUGAGCAAGCUCGUGAAAGUGAAUGCUUUGCACGAGAUGUACAAGAUGACUGGGGAGACCGGCAGCUACCGCUACAUGGCUCCAGAGGUCUUCAAGCACCAGGCGUACGAUCGCAGUGUGGACGUCUACUCCUUCUCCGUCAUCUUCUAUGAGAUGUUUGAGGGCCUACCACCCUUUGCCAAGACCAUGACACCGGAGGGGGUCGCGUGGAAAGUAGCCAUGGAGGGAAUCCGACCGCCGUUCAAAUCCAAGUCGUACCCCGAAGGUGUUAAAGAUCUCAUAUCCCGGUGUUGGGCGUCAGACCCCAUGUCUCGCCCGUCUUUCAUGGAGGUGAUCGAGGUGCUCGAGGGGGUCGAGAAGGCGCUCCUGCUGCAGGCGCAGACAAACAAGCCCGCCCUCUCCCCGUUCUCGGCAUAGAUAACGCCUGCCUCUGAUAAAGCCUCUCUUACUGGGUGCUGGGAGCAGUGCUUCAUUCGUGCAAGCGUUCAGCGCCAUACCAGUAGAUAACACCACUCUGGUAAAUAACACCUUCCUCUGAUAGCUCCUCCCUGGCUGGGAGCGGUGCUUCAUUCGUGCUAGCAUUCAGCGCUUAGCCCUCCGGUAGAUAACACCUCCUGAUAGACUCUUUGGGAGUCAGUCUCAGAUACUACCUCCCCUUGUGGGAAAGGUUCUAGCUGUACAGGAGACGAGCAUGUUGGUAACACCUCCCUCAGACAGCACCACAGGGCCAGUGGUAAGAAGCAGUGCUGAUAACACAGCAAGCAUUGUGGAUACACCCAUGAAUCCAGUUGGUAUACAAAAUAUAAAUUACAAGAGCUC
Molecule: messenger RNA, 2488 nt
Organism: Closterium sp. NIES-67
Lineage: Eukaryota; Viridiplantae; Streptophyta; Zygnematophyceae; Desmidiales; Closteriaceae
Source: the annotation of a GenBank genome assembly